AUGGCGGCCGCCCUGGUGGAGCAUGUUGUCGCAGAUGCUGGAGCGUUUCUAAAGAAAGCUCCUCUGCAGGAAAUCGGCAGAAACAUUUACACGCUGAAAGAUGUGGUGGACGAGAUCAGAGACAAACCCACCAGGAAGAGUCUGGCCUUCCUGCCGUACCAGCUCACCUUCAAAGAGCCGCACCCUGAACACAUCAGGCUGGUCACAGAGUUCUCUAAGAAGACGGGAGAUUACCCGAGUCUCUCCGCCACCGAUAUCAAAGUCAUGGCUCUGACCUACCAGCUGCAGCUCGAGCAGGUCGGCCCCCAAAACCUGAGGAAAGAGCCGGAGGUCAAGGUGAACAUUCAGAGCACACGACGACAUCCAGAGACUCCGGUUAACGUCGCAGGAUUCCACUUUCCCUCCAAGAAAGCAGCCGACGGCCUGAGGGACCGACAGUCACAAACACAGACGCAGAACUCGGUGGAGAACGAAGAGUUUAACAGCUUCCAGUUCUGGAGAGCUCCGCUGCUCUGCAUGGACGACGAGCUGCUGGAUCUACUGGAUCCGGUCGAGGUUUUGAAUUCAAAGAACAAACAGAAAGAGACGAGCGCUCAGACGUCUUCUGUGGCGGCCGACAGCCAAGAGUUUAACAGCUUCCUGUUCUGGAGAGCGCCGCUGCCGUCCAUCGACCUCGAGCUGCUGGAGUUACUGGACGUCUCCGUUUCGGGAUCGUCAGCGCAGACCGAGGAGGCGGGACACGGGGACUCAGAGGACCAAUCAGACGGCGAGGACAAAGAGAACGAGCUUGAAGAAGAGGAAGAGGAGGAGGAGGAAGGGGAGGAGGAAGAUGAUGAUGAUGAUGAUGAUGAUGAUGGAGGCGGUUGGAUCACUCCCAGUAACAUCAAACAGGUGAAGAUGGACACGGCUGAUUGGACGGCUCCAGCUGAUGUCAGAGUCGGAUGUUUGACCACUGACUUCGCCAUGCAGAACGUUCUCAUUCAGAUUGGACUUCAUGUUCUGUCCAUUAACGGGAUGCUGAUCAAACAGGCCAGAAACUACAUCCUGAGAUGUCACGCCUGCUUCAAGACGACGAGCAACAUGAGCAAACAGUUCUGUCCUCACUGUGGAAACCAGACGCUGAAGAAGAUCGCUGUGACGCUCAGCGAGGACGGAAGCAUGCAGAUGCACUUCUCCAAAAACCCCAAAGUGCUGAAUCACAGAGGAAUGAGGCACACGUUGGCUCUUCCUCAGGGGGGGAAACACAGUAACAACCCUCAGCUGGUGGAGGAUCAGCGUUUCCCUCAGCAGAGACUCUCCCGUAAAGCUCGUCAGAAGACCGACGUCUUUAACCCCGACUACGUAGCCGGAGGAUCGCCGUUCUGCGAGAACGACAUCUACAGCCGCUCCGCUAACCUCCACAUCAGAGACGGCCACAGCGGAGGCGGGAAGAGACGAGCCAACCCCAACGCCAACCGCAACAAGUUCGUCAAGAAGAAGUGAAGAGCUGACUCUUGGACUUUGGACUCGAUGAGGACGAGAUUAAAGAACCAAACUGACGGUUUUAAUAAAUCUGACUCACUUUAAACUCCUGCUCAACAUUUUAAACAUCCAUCAGUUUGUAAAGCAGCCAAUUAAAACCCUUCGUCAGC
Scomber japonicus (chub mackerel) is the source of this 1631-nucleotide messenger RNA. RefSeq names its product NIN1 (RPN12) binding protein 1 homolog (gene nob1). The record is from RefSeq and is a predicted model, not a curated record. Gene Ontology annotation, molecular function: RNA endonuclease activity. The transcript has 10 exons. Gene Ontology annotation, cellular component: preribosome, small subunit precursor. Gene Ontology annotation, biological process: maturation of SSU-rRNA; ribosomal small subunit biogenesis. Lineage: Eukaryota; Metazoa; Chordata; Actinopteri; Scombriformes; Scombridae. Bases 1 to 1482 code for a protein of 493 amino acids.